AUGGAUGACCAUAGGGCAUGGAUGAGGGAUCUCUUCCACACAGGAAAAUACUCCGACAUAGACCUCAUAUCCAACAAUCAAAUAUACGAAGCACAUCGGUCCGUCGUUUGCUUCAUGUCUCCUGUCAUAUACCGGUCCUGCGAGUUCAAUACUGCCAAGCUUGGUCGAGUUGAGUCAGAACCGAAUAAGUCCGAUCAUGGCACCGCCAAGGCUUCAUUCAGUUUUGGAGAUGACGAUCCCGAGGCAGUAGAUUGCUUAGUGCAAUUCUUAUAUCUGUGGGACUAUGAAGUUGCAUCUCCUCUCUCUGAUGAUGUCCUCGACCGCGACGAAUCUCGAGAAGAUACCGACUAUUCACCUCUACCAGACGAUAACGUAACUGCUCUCGAGGCUCGACAACUGCUUCUUCACUCUAAGGUCUUUACACUUGCUCAUAUGAAGCGGCUAGGCAGCAAUGGAGAUCUCGUUAUCUGUUAG
Fusarium coffeatum is the source of this 474-nucleotide messenger RNA. RefSeq lists its product as uncharacterized. Gene Ontology annotation, molecular function: protein binding. Lineage: Eukaryota; Fungi; Ascomycota; Sordariomycetes; Hypocreales; Nectriaceae. The transcript is spliced from 3 exons. Bases 1 to 474 code for a protein of 157 amino acids. The record is from RefSeq and is a predicted model, not a curated record.